Molecule: messenger RNA, 1947 nt
Organism: Melanaphis sacchari
Lineage: Eukaryota; Metazoa; Arthropoda; Insecta; Hemiptera; Aphididae
Exons: 8
Source: RefSeq, a predicted model, not a curated record
AUUAAAGUUAGUUGGGUUAUUGUGGUAUUUGUGGAUUCGAAGGAUUACAGUGUAGUACCAACAAAGUGGCUAGUUCAAAAUGACAUAAAUAAUCUAGAAAAUAGUAAUGUAAGGUUAUGUAAAUGGCCACUUGGUCGAGUAACCAGUACUGACAUUCAUGACGCCCUAGAUCCAGAUCCAACUUGGUUUGAGUAUGGUAUUAAAAUAGUUGGUGGCAAUAAAACAUAUGAUAAUUUUAAAAAAGCUUGGCAUGUAAGAGUUGAAAAAGAAUCGGAAAAUGAGGAGGUUCAUUUGAUGACCAAAUGUAAACGUGCAUCAACGAUAUUUGAUGUAUCAAGCAGUAGCAGUGAUGAAGAUCAUUCUGGGUACUGUAUAAUACCUGAAUCUACUUCUGCAUUUAAGUUGCCCAAUAAUGAAGAGCCUGUACACUAUACAGAACUACAACCAGUGAAUAGUCCACCCUUACUGAAACCAUGCACAAUGCAACCAAAUGAAACAUUCCCAUCAUUAUUAUCACAUCAAAUGAGUAAGCAAUCAUCUUCAGUGGGUCAACUACCAUGCGUUCAAUCAAGUUCAGUUUACCAACCACCUCAAGAUGAACAAUAUACAAGUGCACAGAAUACACAGCAAUUAUAUACCACUCCAAACACCAAUACUUACGGGUUUUAUGAAGAUAAAUUAGAUACAUUAAACAAUAAUAUCUUACAAGGUCAAACUGCUACAAAUUUGAUGUUGAAUCGCAUAUUUGCAAAAAUUGAAGUAAUAGAAGCCAAUUUAAAAAAUACUUCUCAAAGCAUUGUUCCAACUGUGUACAUUGAUCCAAUUUUUUUGAGUUACUUUCCUCUUAAAAAUGCAGAUGAGUUAUUAUCAAUUGAAAAUCUUAUAAAAAAUGAAACUGAGUUUGUUCUCAAACUGGAAUCGUUUAUAAAAAGCAUAGGUGGUAAUUGUGCUGCAAAUCAUAUUAAAAGAGUCAUGAGCAAAUUGUUCACUGAUGAAUACUGUAUAUAUAUUUCAUGGACUGGACGUGGGUGGGCGAAGAAUAUGACUAAAUUAAAAGAAACUGAACUUAUCAAAAUAGUGAAAAAGGUUAUCCAACAAUGUUCUUCGACGCUAUUUAAUGACUCACAGUUUGAAAAAGAAAUAACUGAAAGACUUAGAACUGCAAACACCAGAUUUAAAAGAAUUAACAUUGACGGUCUACCAAUAGCUAAGAGUAGUAAAAGUCAACUAUGGCCUAUAUUGGUUUCUAUCUUAAAUUUUAAAGGAUUAACCAACAAUGUACUUCCCAUUGGUAUAUUUCAUGGAUUUAAAAAACCACAUUCGAUUGAAGAGUUUUUAAACCCAUUUAUUGCUGACACCUUAGAAGUAUUAAGAAAUGGUUUGAUUGUAAAUGGAACAUUAAUAAGUGUUAACAUUUCUAAUAUAGUUUGUGAUGCCCCUGCUAAGAGCUUUUUACUUAACGUUAAAAAUUUUAAUGCCUAUUUUGGGUGUACUUCUUGCAUUGAAGAAGGAGAUUAUAUAGAAAACCGAGUUGCUUUAAUUGGAACAAAUGCUCCAUUAAGAACAAACGAAACUUUUAGAAAUCAAUCGAAUGAAGAAUAUCAUAAAGGUGAUUCCCCCUUACUCAAAUUACCAAUUAAUAUAACCAAUGUUGUUUGCUUAGACUACAUGCAUUGUGUGUGUCUCGGGGUCACUAAACGUUUAAUAGAAUUUUGGAUUAAAGGGAAAAGGGAUAUAAGAUUGACAGAUGAAAGUAGAGAAGGAAUAAAUAAUGAUUUAAAAAUGUUAAGGCCAUAUGUGCCAUCAGAGUUUUGUCGAUUACCACGACCAAUAGAUGAUAUAGAGUACUGGAAGGCUACUGAAUUGCGUAGUUUUGUUUUGUAUUCAGGAGCAAUUGUUUUAAAAGGCAAAUUAAAUCCUGAACUUUACAAACAUUUUUUGUUAUUG